UUUUGAAGAAAAUUAUGGGAGCUAUUGUUGCAGGACUACUAUGUGCAGGAGUACUGUAUGAGGGAGUAAGGAAUGGGAAGAUUGAUGGUGCUAUUGAGGCUGUGAAGGAGGUGAUGAAAAAGGAGAUGGAGAGAGCAGGAGAGGAGAGAAAGGCUCAAGAGGAGAGAGGGAAGAGGACUGAAGAAGUUAAGAGAAAGGAAAUUGAGCUGCUGAGGAAAGAGCAAGAGCUAAGUGAAAAGAUUAUGGAGGUAAUAGCUGAAAGGUAUCCAGAUUGCUUGACUAAGAUCAAGAAAGUAGCAAAUGAGAAAAAAAGAUUGAAGAAAGCCAGGAAACUUUCUGACCAACAGAUUGAUCAAAAUCCAUUAAAAAUCGAAGCCAAACUUCUUUUAGAACUAGAUACAUCAUCAAAGAAGUACACUAAACUCUCUAUCUCAGAGCCAACAGCAAGCUCCGAAGACGAGUCCCCCUCAAAUCCUCUCCCCAAAACCCCAUCAAAAAAGCCUCAAAGCCCCACUCAAAAUCCCGAAAUCCUAUCCUUCACUGUCUAAUCUCC
Molecule: messenger RNA, 553 nt
Organism: Moneuplotes crassus
Lineage: Eukaryota; Ciliophora; Spirotrichea; Euplotida; Euplotidae
Source: the annotation of a GenBank genome assembly